This is a messenger RNA of Diabrotica virgifera virgifera (western corn rootworm), 583 nucleotides long. RefSeq names its product E3 ubiquitin-protein ligase RNF125-like. Gene Ontology annotation, molecular function: ubiquitin protein ligase activity. The transcript is spliced from 3 exons. Lineage: Eukaryota; Metazoa; Arthropoda; Insecta; Coleoptera; Chrysomelidae. Bases 97 to 492 code for a protein of 131 amino acids. The record is from RefSeq and is a predicted model, not a curated record.
GAAGAAACUUUCGUCAAAAUAUAUUUUUUUAAUAGAUGCCUAUACAUAUUUUUAAAAGAAAUAGAGGACUAAUAUUAAUUUUUAAAUGAAAUUAAAAUGGAUACAGUUAAAGAACUCAAAGAACAAAUAAUAAGUAACUACGCAAUUACUUCUUUUAUAAUUUUAACCAGCUUUUUAUGUUCGUUCUAUAUCUUCAAUACAUGUAGAAAAAUAAGAGUUGUAAAACCUGAAGAUAUGAAAAUAUACAAUAAAGACUGUCCAAUUUGCUUUAAUCUACUGACAAUGCCGAUUAGGUCAAAAUGUGGUCAUGCAUACUGCCUAGAUUGCCUUUACACUUUUCGAAAUAAAAAUAGUUGGAAUUAUAGCUGCCCUUACUGCAGAGCGCCUUUAAAAAAAUUACAGCUUAUUGAGAAUGAAGAUAAUAAAUAUUCAGAUUUGACAAAGGAAAUGGUGAAAAGAAAACUAAAACUAAUAUCUGAAAACACAGUAUAACGGAUUAAUUAAACAUAGGAAGAUAUUCUUAUAUAUUAUUAUAAUUUUUAUUAUAGUGCAGAGAAUGAAAUAAAUAUUAACCUAUAAAUUA